This is a messenger RNA of Solanum tuberosum (potato), 1811 nucleotides long. RefSeq lists its product as uncharacterized. The coding region runs from base 296 to 1576 and encodes 426 amino acids. The transcript is spliced from 14 exons. Lineage: Eukaryota; Viridiplantae; Streptophyta; Magnoliopsida; Solanales; Solanaceae. The record is from RefSeq and is a predicted model, not a curated record.
AUUGUUGACACAUAGGGACACAGUGCGUCGUUCUUCAACUGUAUUUCGGUCUGAUAAUUUGAAAAUGAAGAUUUAGGACGUGGUAGUUAAUUUCAUAUGCCACGUCACUGAAUCGGCGUCCAUUUGAAAGCUGAAACAGUCGCUGUAAGAAGAGGAACUCCCGGGCAAAGAUUCUGAGAUUUCGGAAUUUCCCUAACCGCCUUUUUUUGCUUCUUCUCUACUUCGAUUCAUCGGUAAUUUUCGGUGUUCACUUCACUGUAAUUUGCAUAGCAAGUGAGAAAAAAAAGAGUGAGAGAUGGGGAACUUGUGGUCGGCCGCCGUAGAACCUCCACCGCCUAUGGUCUUAGUUCCGCCGCUCUUCGAUUUUCCUCCUCUCGCCGCCCGUACAAGGAUGCUGGAAUCAUCAUAUAACAUGUUGUUUGGGAAACUGGCAUUGAGAUGCCUUUUUGAGGAUUAUUUCGAGGAAGCUAGGCAUUUUAGCACCAGAAUUAUGCUUAAGCCAAUUGAUGAUCCACACGUUGAUUUGAUUGCAACUGUUGGAGGCCCGCUUGAUCACAAGCCUGAGGAGAAAAUUGUAGGAAAUGCACAAUUUCGGUGGCAAAGUGAUGUUGAGGAUCCACAUACGUUUGUCGAUCUUUUCGUAUCAAAUGAUGAUCCGACACUGCUGAUGAGAUCAUGUGCAUUCUACCCUAAAUUCGGGUUUGGAGCUUUUGGCAUUUUCCCAGUGCUUUUAAAGAAUAGAGUAUCUUCACAAGAUUAUGGAGUCAUGGGUUUGAGAUAUGGCUCAUCAAAUCUCUCGGUUGGAGCUACUCUUAUGCCUUUCGCUUUGGGAGAUGAUGUUCCCAAAAGUGCAUGGCUGGUGAGCAAGAUGGGAAGGUUAACCACCGGGGUGCAGUAUGAAUCACAGUUUGGAAGCAAAUAUGACCAAAAGUUUAAGAACUUAGAAAAUUGGAGCUGUGCUAUUGGCUACGGAGUGGGAUCAGGCAGCCCUUUGAGCCCAUCCUUCAAUUUUGGCCUUGAGCUUGCGAAAAGUUCACAGUUUAUUGCUUCAUUCUAUCAACAUGUGGUGGUUCAAAGACGGGUGAAAAAUCCACUAGAAGAAGACGAAGUAGUUGGAAUUACUAACUAUAUAGAUUUCGGGUUUGAGUUGCAGACAAGUGUAAAUGAUGAGAAAGCUCCGGCCAUCAGCAUCCACGAUUCCACUUUUCAAGUUGCUGCAUCUUGGCAAGCUAAUAAAAACUUUUUGGUCAAGGGAAAGGUGGGGCCUCUAAGCUCAUCUGUAGCUUUGGCGUUUAAGUCAUGGUGGAAACCUUCCUUCACUUUCAAUGUUUCAGCUACUAGAGAUCGGGUAAAAGGAGCAACAGCCUUUGGAUUUGGCAUUCGUGUUGACAACAUUAGAGAAGGAAGCUAUCAAAGGGCUGAUCCAAACUUUGUAAUGCUGACACCAACCAAGGAGCACUUGGCAGAAGGCAUACACUGGAAAGUUGGGAAGAGACCAUUACUUCAAUCUGAUGUGAAUUCUGGGAAUUUUGAUGGCAUGCCUAGGGAAUUAAGACCAUUUGGCAAAAUGUUGUAGUCUCAUUUGAUUUUUCAACUUGUCAUUCUUAUAGCUUUUGAGUAGUAGCCUCUGCGGUGCCAUAGCACAAAAACUUUGUGCUAUUCUUUUUCAUCUUGUUUAAACAGUUUAAUCUGGUUAGAUAGUAUACACAUGAAAAGUGCUCUCUAGUUUUGUUCUGGAGGACGACUAUGGUUGUUCUGCCUCUUAUCUAGGUGGUUGUUCCAAUUCAUUAAAGCAGAAUACAUUGGUGUAA